Aspergillus homomorphus CBS 101889 is the source of this 1449-nucleotide messenger RNA. RefSeq lists its product as uncharacterized. The annotation marks the transcript as partial. Gene Ontology annotation, biological process: proteolysis. NCBI's taxonomy places the organism in Eukaryota, Fungi, Ascomycota, Eurotiomycetes, Eurotiales, Aspergillaceae. The transcript has 5 exons. The record is from RefSeq and is a predicted model, not a curated record. Gene Ontology annotation, molecular function: cysteine-type peptidase activity.
CCACCCACACUCGAUCACUCCAUUGCAAGAGGUGACUCUAUUAUGGAAGAUGUCUUGGAGGUGGCCCGAACUCUUCAUCAGCUGGGCGAGCACCGUGAUGAUGCCUCGAGCGAAAUCCAUAAGAGAAUUUUCAAACUAUUUCAUGGUAACCAUGUAGAAAGACUAUCGGUCUCUACAGGGAAUGAAUGGUCAGAUGGCUCUAUAUGGGUGAAAGUGCUUGAUAUGGGGUCGGCCAAGCAAAGAAAGGUAACCAUUCUCAAUAUGCUGGAGUAUAUGGGGGCGUGGGAAUGGUACGAUGGCCAGAUCAGAAUUGCACAAAACACAGUUUUCACCAAAAAGGGUAAGCGGGUAGAUCGUCGAGGGGCAGCUACACAUAACAACUCAUCUACUAUCAGUAGGAUGCAAGACUUACGGCGAAAACAAAUUAUCAUGCAACUCAGCAGGGGCCAAAAGUUAACCACCCAGCUUGUCAGGGAACUAGGGAUCGGAAUACUAUUCCAUCGAAAGAUCUGGGAUUUCACCAAAAUGGAUACGACAAAGUUGGACCACCUAAUUCGAGACGCCAAAAGCAACUCGUGUUAUAUGAAAUUACUUUAUAUUCUAAGCUCGCAAUUAGAAUGCCUACUCUGGAAUGGUUCCCCAGAUCUUGACAAAUUUUACACCGAGCUACAGGAAGAGGAACUACUUGCAGAAAACGAGCUCGAAGAGCUGCAAGGCACCUUUCCUAUGCAGCAUGGAAACUUACUGCAUGGCAAAAUAACCAUGGCAAUUGAUGACUUGAUUCAGAGGGUUCGAAGCAACAUUCUGGCUGGGUCCAAGCCUGGCUACGAAGGUUUUACUGUGAGUGGAAGUGUGGAGUUGUCAUGCGAUGUAUUCCAGCGGUUUCAUCCAGGUAAGUGGCUAGAUGCCUGGGCUAUCUUGGCAGCUAUGCACAUAUCGGAUAAGCCAGCAAAUGUCACAUACAAUAUGAGCAUUCCUUUGGAUGCGAAUAAGAACAACCAGAUUCAGCAGAUUGAGAAACCAUUGUCACGAUGGGCAAAGACGAUCGAAAAGCACAAACAGACCUUGGGUCCAGCGCCUCUUGUUCAUUUUUGUCCAAUAAAUCAUCGGAACAAUCAUUUUACGCUACUCGAACUUAAUGAGAAGGAGAAGAUCAUACGUCACUACGACUCUAUGGCAAAUCCAGAUCCCGUCAAAGGCAUCAAGGAGACCCGUCUCUCAAAACUGGUCCAAGAGGAAUUCGGCAGCCUAGGGUUCUCCUAUCUAGAGGCACCUACUCCCCAGCAAAGUGACAACUGGAGCUGUGGCAUCCGAGUUGUCUGGAACUUCCGGCAAUUAUCUAAUGACCUGUUGAUUGGAUCAUGGGAUACAGUGUUGAGUCCGGAAUCUAUGGCACUAGAAGUUGUGAAUGGGUUGAUCACUUGCGUUGAGGAGAAUACUAUUAAGAAG